Molecule: messenger RNA, 3306 nt
Organism: Aspergillus tubingensis
Lineage: Eukaryota; Fungi; Ascomycota; Eurotiomycetes; Eurotiales; Aspergillaceae
Product: serine/threonine-protein kinase
Exons: 5
Coding region: 1-3306 (1101 amino acids)
Biological process (GO): negative regulation of glycogen biosynthetic process; protein phosphorylation; intracellular signal transduction
Cellular component (GO): nucleus; cytosol; cytoplasm
Molecular function (GO): protein serine/threonine kinase activity; ATP binding
Source: RefSeq, a predicted model, not a curated record
AUGGGUUCUACUUCCUAUAAUCCCGAUGGUGAACCAAGCCCAUUGUCGUCCCCCGUGGGACCCCUUUCCGCGUCGCCCGAGUCGGACCCUUUUAUGAGACGCCUCUCUGGGCACACUGAGGACUCGAUGAAAUACUCUGCAGACACACUCUCCUCGGGCUAUGAUCAUCUUUCCAGGUCUUCUCUGCUGGAUCCUGAACAUGGACUUGGCCCAUCUGGUCUAGAUCGCAUACGUCAACAGCCAUCACGCGUCUUUACCCUUCCGAACAUGUCUGCCUCAUCGGUCGCACCUAUGACCUCACGUAGCCAUUCACCUUCACCACGCUCCGCUUCUUCGACCAGAGCCCACCCCUCACGCCUCCCAUCGACCGAAGAAUUCGGCACAUUAGAAGAUCUCCACCGCUUCCCGUGCGAAUCGCUACAUUCGUUUUCCUUUGCCCAACAAUCUGAGGAACUACUGAAUAAUCGGCAUAACAUCCUGAAAAGGUCAAUAGACUUCAUGCGCGACCGCUUCGGCUGGACCACCAGCAACAGUGCGGGGCUUGCUGGCGCUCAGGCUCGAUUCGGUGGAGAUGCUGAUACCCAGAGCGUGGUGGACUACUUGUCGAAAACCAGUGUUUCGGGCAGGGAUGACCGCUACAACUACGCUGGGUUAUCGCGCGGACCUAUGACUGGACCUGCUGAUGUGGACAGUGGCAAUAUCUUUGAAAGGGCAUUUGCAGAACCCCAGCUUUCCGCGAACCAGUUUAGGGACAUGGUACAGGAGCAGGGACCGCCCGAUGCCCUGCGUUCCUCGGGCCAGGCAUCAGAAGAUCUAGCGUCCCCGCUGAGGACAGACUCGAGGCCGUACCCCAGGCGCGUAAGCAUAAAAAAACCACCCUUCACCUCCACGGACCCCUUAUCUCCUACCAGUACCUCAAGUCUAGGAUAUGGUUUCCCGGUUCCUGUCCUACACACCCACAGCAGCAAGUGGACACCCGCAUCACAAGCCGUGUUCAGGACCGAGUCGCAUGAACCAUGGACCAUCUUGGCGGCGAAUGACAUCUCGUGUCUCAUCUUUGGUGUCACACAAGCGGAGCUCCGCAAGCUAAGUAUCCUCGAAGUCGUACAGAAAGACCGCAGACAGUGGGUUGAGUCGAAACUGCGGGACCCCACCACUGAUGCUGCCGUAAGGGCCCAACCUUCGCCUGACAAAACUCGUGUCAAGCCUGUGAAUCCGAAAUCGAUGGGAAUGGGCAAUGGUGUAACAGCGCAGCUGCUCAGCAAGCCUCCUUCUCGAGCAAGGGCUCCGAGGCGGGCCCAGACUGAUGACGGAUACGGCUCGAGCGCAAGGCAGCUGAAUCACCCGGCAACCAAGUCCCGAGGUGUACUGCUGUGCGGAGAUGUGGUACCUAUCGAAAAGCGCGAUGGCAAGAGAGGCUCUGCCAGCAUCUGGGUGAUGGAAAAGCGUGGUGGUUUGAUUUGGGUGAUGGAGGAGAUCCAGGAGAAUGUCGCGUUCGUUCGCUGCGAUGAAUCCUGGAACAUUGCUGACGCCACCGGCGAUAUUGACAAAGUCUGGGGUCAGGGUGCGGCGAAAACUGGAGAACGGCUCACGGAGUUGCUUCCUAAUCUUCCACCAGACUGCCUUACAUCUCCAAUCGAUCAAGGCCUCAGCAAAAUCACCGAGAAGAAGUACUUUGCUUCUCGCACAUCAGCUGGAAUCUGCAUACCGUCCACCAUCACCAAGGGCGACAGCUCAAGAUGCCUUCGAAUAUCGAGCUUUCCUCAUGUCGCAGGUAUGAUGGUGCUGUCCUCUUCGACUUUGAAAAUUGUCAGCUCCAAUUCCGUCUUCUCGUCUGCGCUGUUUGGACAUGAGCGACCUGAAGGCCUACACGUUAAUGAUUUGAUACCUGGCUUCGACGGCUUGCUGAACGUGCUCACCGAGGAGGAGAGUGUACCGCUGGUUGACGGUCUGGUGAUCUCUGAACCCAGCUUCCGGAGAGCGCGCACCCUCUCUAUUCUCCGCGAUGGCAAAUCCAAUGUGGCCUCGGUCUUCCUAGAACCAUCUGGUCUUGCUGCCGUGCAUCGCGAUGGCUCCUCGAUUGCUGUAGAUGUCCAGAUGCGUGUGGCCAAGAGCGGUACAAUGUUCCCCAAGGCACGAGAUGAUCCCAAUUCAGGAGACCACAGCGACUCGGAGUUUGAAGCUGUCACAGAGCUUGUAUACGCACUUUGGGUGACAUAUUCGAGACAUAUCCACUCGGCAGCUCCCGCCGCUGGCUUCCCUUCUCCGCCGUCCCGGACAGAAAGCCCGUCUUCUAUUUCUGCAUCGAAUCUGGCUUCCACAACGGCUUCUACUCCUUAUGCCAUUGGCUCGGAGCGGACAUCGGUAGAGACGCACAUACCGACCUCUACCUUAAGCCAGCAGUUGAGUGAAGCAGCUUCGCAACCGCUAACAGACAAACCGGUCCAGCCAGUGCCCGAAGUAAGACCGGCUGGUACCAAAGAGGUGCCCCAAAAACGAACAAUUGCCGAUUACAUUAUCCUCGAGGAGAUGGGUCAAGGAGCCUACGGAGAAGUGAAGCUUGCGCGCAUGAAGAAGAUUCCAACCAAGAAAGUCGUUCUGAAGUAUGUUACGAAGAAACGGAUUCUUGUCGAUACAUGGACCCGCGAUCGUCGUCUAGGAACGGUACCAUUAGAAAUCCACGUUCUGAACUAUCUCCGACGCGACGGUCUGAAGCAUCCCAACAUCGUGGAAAUGGAAGGAUUUUUCGAGGACGAUAUCAAUUAUUACAUCGAGAUGACGCCACACGGGCUACCUGGAAUGGACCUCUUCGAUUACAUUGAGCUGAAAGCGAAUAUGGAUGAGGCGGAAUGCCAGAACAUCUUCAAGCAGGUUGUGGAUGCAAUUCAUCAUCUCCAUACGAAGGCUUUGGUCGUGCAUCGCGACAUCAAAGACGAGAACGUCAUUUUGGACGGGGAAGGACGGAUUAAGCUUAUUGAUUUUGGGAGUGCCGCCUAUAUCAAGAAUGGACCCUUUGAUGUGUUCGUGGGCACGAUUGAUUAUGCGGCACCUGAGGUUCUUCAAGGCAAAUCCUACCGAGGCAAGGAGCAAGACAUUUGGGCCCUUGGUAUCUUACUCUACACCAUCGUCUACAAAGAGAAUCCCUUUUACAAUGUUGACGAAAUCUUGGAUCACCCUCUUCGAGUUCCGUUCUUGCCCUUCUCAGAGGAUUGCAUCGACCUAAUCCGGAGGAUGCUUGACCGAGAUGUGGACAACCGACUGACGAUCAGUGAAGUUUUGGAGCAUCCUUGGAUGAUUGACAGUUGA